Messenger RNA from Auanema sp. JU1783, 1059 nucleotides. The record is from the annotation of a GenBank genome assembly. Lineage: Eukaryota; Metazoa; Nematoda; Chromadorea; Rhabditida; Rhabditidae.
AUGUUUAACGAUAUAGGAACUAUUGAAAGUGCUGAAAAAUAUGAGACUCAAUCAAGUACCUGCUUCAAAAAAAUUGAUAUUCACCAUGUUUGGAACAUCGGUAGUUUUAGUACGCAGCUGAAACUGCAUAAACCAGGAAAAUCCCUGAACAGUGUGCGCUUUGGUAACGAGGAGUAUGAAUUUGAAAUGAUGUUGUAUCCUUGUGGUACAACAUCAGCUGCAUCCGACCAUGUAGGUGUGCAUCUGUAUACACGAAAAUGCCCCGGCGACUCUUUGAUUAUAUCCACUCAGUACCGGAUCAUACCUGGUGUGGGCUCUUUAACCUGUGCCAUCCAGAAUAGCAUUAUGACUAUUGAUAAAUCGUCCAUUCUUUCUGCCAGCAGAUUAGUUUCUCAUAAAGACAUACAGAAUUCAACUGAACUCUUGCUGCCAAACGAUGUGCUGACGUUGAAAGCAGAAAUAAGUGUUUAUAAAAUAACAUCGAAUUAUAAUGUAAAGGUCAAUAAUGCACGAGGCGCUAGCGAAGCACGAAGAGCCUGUUUUGGAGAAUUAUAUGAAACUGGCAAAUUCUCUGACUUCACAAUUCGCACUGACCAACAAUCGUUCAAAGUUCAUCGCCUGAUUCUUGAUACUCAAUCGGAGUUCUUCAAUGGAUAUUUCCGUAAUGAUCCUUUAUCAAACGAAAUUGCGUUAGAUAUGGAUAAUAACAUCAUGAACCUCAUUUUAAAAUUCAUGUAUUCUGAAGAAAUGGAACUUGAAGAUAUAAGUCCUGAAUUAUUUUAUGCUGCAGACAGAUUGCUCAUGCAUUCUUUGAUAGAUCUUUGUGCUAUCAAUGUGAGGAAUAUAAUUAAUCUUGAGAAUUUCUUCGACUAUUUGAGACUCGGGUAUGAUAUAGAAAAUAAGCUUGUUCGCGAUGCAGCUGCAUCAUUCUUCAUAAAAAAUGCACAUGAUGUCAAAAACAACAGCAAUUGGUCAGAGUUUAUGAAAACUACCCCUCAAGCUAUUGCAGACUUAUGCGAUUUAACCAUGGAUAAAGCAAAUAAAGUUUUAAGAAGUUAA